Molecule: messenger RNA, 2961 nt
Organism: Syngnathoides biaculeatus (alligator pipefish)
Lineage: Eukaryota; Metazoa; Chordata; Actinopteri; Syngnathiformes; Syngnathidae
Gene: cog3
Product: component of oligomeric golgi complex 3
Exons: 23
Coding region: 110-2599 (829 amino acids)
Biological process (GO): intracellular protein transport; Golgi organization; intra-Golgi vesicle-mediated transport
Cellular component (GO): membrane; COG complex; cis-Golgi network
Source: RefSeq, a predicted model, not a curated record
CUGCCGGGUACAGCAGCCAAUCGCAUUGCCGCAGUGAGUGUCCUGCAGCCAAUUAUAUUACAGCAGGGCGUGUCCUGCCUAGAACCCUGCGGGCUUCGGAGUAGUGACGAUGGCGUCCACUGAGCAGCAGUCCCUGCUCGACUUGACAGAUAAGGAGACCCGAGAGAAGCUGUCACAGUGGGACCGCCGCCCGGACGCCAUGGCUCCCCUGACGGGCAAGCAGACGGACUCCGUGCUGGAGAUACGAUCCGCCGCCGAGACGCUCGCAAUCCCCGCCGAGUUACCCAUCGAGGAUCUGGGCAGCCUCUCAUCUCGCUCCCUUCAGUCUUCCUUCACCGCCCCCGUGCCCCAGUCAACAGAGGACUUCCUCCACAAAGGCUUCCAGAUGCUGGAAAUGGACAACGACCGGAUAGAAACUGCUCAACAGUUUUUUGCCUGGUUUGCAAAGUUACAAGCCAACAUGGACCAGGAAGAGAGUGCAAAAUACAGGCAAACACGAGACUAUCUGAACUGCUACCAGGAGCAAUGCGAUGCCAUUUUGAAAGAUGUCAGUGCGGCUCUCGAGCAGCUGGAUUCCCUGCAGCAACAGUACCUGUUCGUGUCCAACAAGACGGGCACUUUGCACCAAGCUUGUGAGCAACUUUUAAAAGAACAAGCAGAGCUUGUUGACCUUGCGGAGAACAUCCAACAGAAACUCUCCUAUUUCAAUGAGCUGGAACACAUAAACACGAAACUGAACUCUCCUACCUUGUCUGUAAACAAUGAAGGCUUUAUACCGAUGCUGUCCAAACUAGAUGACUGCAUUGAUUACGUUUCUUCACAUCCAAAUUUCAAAGACUACCCUGUUUACCUGGCCAAGUUCAAGCAGUGCCUCUCCAAAGUCAUGCACUUCAUGAAGGUCCACAUUGUAAACACAAUGCAAAAUCUCUCAAGCGCUUUAACAAAAAGGGAUCCAAUGGGUUUGGCAAACGCCGACAACGCCUUUACACUUUACUACGUCAGAUUUAGAGCAGCCGCUCCGAAAGUUCGAUCGUUAAUUGAACAGAUCGAACAACGGGCGGCUAAGAUUCCAGAAUACCAUCAGUUGUUGGAUGAAAUCCACCAGUGCUACCUGGACCAGAGAGAGCAGCUCCUUAGUCCCAGCAUUACUUCCACCAUCACAGAUCUGACCCAACAGAACAGCAAAGAUCAUUGCGCCCUGGUCCGCAGCGGCUGUGCCUUCAUGGUUCACGUGUGCCAGGAUGAGCAUCAGCUUUACAAUGACUUCUUCUCCAAGACCACACCCAAACUGGACGAGCUGCUGGAGAAGUUGUGUUUGUCGCUGUACGACGUUCUGCGCCCUCUAAUCAUCCACGUCAUCCACCUGGAAACUCUGUCGGAGCUCUGCGGCAUCCUCAAUACUGAGAUGCUGGAAGACCACGUUCACCAUAACACCGGGCAGCUGGGAGCAUUCGAUACCGUGGUCAAGCAGAUGCUGGAGGACGUGCAGGAGAGACUUGUCUACAGGACGCACAUUUAUAUUCAGACAGACAUCACGGGCUACAAGCCUGCCCCGGGGGAUUUGGCCUAUCCCGAAAAACUGGAGAUGAUGGAGAGAAUCGCUCAGAGUCUGAAGGAAGAGCAGAUGAAGCAAACAUCCCAGGCGGCCAUCUUUUCCGACGUUCAACUGGAGGAUCCGGACGGGAGACGAAACAGUGACGCUGGACUUGCCGGGAAACCGGAGGCGUGCCGUCUGCAGGCACCCGUCUCGCCCGCCGAUUUACACGGCAUGUGGUACCCUACAGUCAGACGGACGCUGGUGUGCCUGUCCAAGCUGUACAGAUGUAUAGAUAGAGCUGUCUUCCAGGGUUUAUCUCAAGAAGCCUUAUCUGCCUGCAUCCAGUCCCUGCUGAGUGCUUCUGAUAGCAUCCUUAAGAAUAAGACACAAAUAGACGGGCAGCUUUUCCUGAUCAAGCACCUGCUGAUCAUGCGUGAACAAAUUGCUCCAUUUCACACCGAUUUUGCCAUCAAGGAGAUUUCACUGGACUUGAAGAAAACCCGAGACGCUGCCUUCAAAAUCCUGAACCCGAAGGCUGUUCCCAAAUUCUUCCACCUUAACAGUCACAACGCCAUACUCGAAUUCCUGUUGGAGGGAACCCCUGAGAUAAAGGAGCACUACAUAGACUCCAAGAAAGAUGUAGACCGACACCUGAAGUUCAGCUGCGAGCAGUUCAUUCAGCAGCAGACUCAGAUCUUCACGCGGAACCUUGAGGAGUUUCUCACCAAGGUUGCGGCGCUGAAAACCAUGGCCAUCGAGGGCGGCCCCGCAUACACGCUCUCUAAGCAGCCGUGGGCUCAACCCGCAAAGAUCAACGAUCUAGUGAUGGCAACCUACCGGGUGAUGAAGAACAAGCUGCCGAGCACGCUGCAGAGCAUGUCCUUGUACUUGGCCAACAGAGACACGGAGUUCAUUCUUUUCAAGCCUGUGCGGAAUAAUAUACAGCAGGUGUUCCAGAGACUGCACACUUUGCUCCAGGAGGAAUACAGCGGGGAGGACCUCCAAAUCAUCGCAUGUCCAUCAAUGGAGCAGAUUAACCUGCUGCUGUCUGUGAAUAAGUAAUGAUCUGAAGUCUUCUGCUUGUGAUGUCGCACAUUGAGCCGCGGGACUGUGAGGGGGCGACGAGAGACGCGCUCGGAGCUGAUACGGGCCUAUAGAGCCAAAGUUGUAGUCGGCAGUGUGCUGAGCCAUGCGGCACGAGUCAAGAUCUCUCCUUUUUUUUUUUUUUUUGCUGGGUUUGAAACACGGGGGUGGAAAAGAACCGGGCUGCAUCUCACUUAACACAAGGCUCUUGACUAACUUUUUUUUUUGCACUGGUGCACCUGAUUUUUUUAUAUAUUUUUUUUUUUUCCUCUCUCUCUCUCUCUCUCUCUCUCUCUCUCUCUCUCUCUCUCUCUCUCUCUCUCUCUCUCUCUCUCUCUCUC